AUGGGAGUUGUGCUAAUCGACGGCGCGACGGUCCGCGACUUCACGGAGGACGCGGCCCACUUCAACAAGAGCGUCGACGAAACCUUCGCCCUCCUCGACUCCAACAAGGACGGGGUGCUGUCCCGCUCGGAGCUCCGGCGGGCGUUCGAGACCCUCCGCCUGGUGGACAAGGACUUCGGCGUCGACACCCCCACCGGCCCCGAGGAGCUCACCAGGCUCUACGACUCCAUCUUCGACAAGUUCGACGGCGACCGCAACGGCAAGGUGGAUCUGGAGGAGUACCGGUCGGAGGUGAGGAAGAUCCUGCUGGCCAUCGCCGACGGGCUGGGCUCCAGCCCGAUCCAGAUGGCUCUGGAGGACGACGACCAGAGCUUCCUCAGGAAAGCCGCCGCGCUCGAAGCCUCCAAACUCGCCGCCGCCAGUUCUUAA
Molecule: messenger RNA, 429 nt
Organism: Linum tenue
Lineage: Eukaryota; Viridiplantae; Streptophyta; Magnoliopsida; Malpighiales; Linaceae
Source: the annotation of a GenBank genome assembly